This is a messenger RNA of Rana temporaria (common frog), 1435 nucleotides long. RefSeq names its product olfactory receptor 1020-like. Gene Ontology annotation, cellular component: membrane. The transcript has a single exon. The coding region runs from base 288 to 1229 and encodes 313 amino acids. Gene Ontology annotation, biological process: sensory perception of smell; G protein-coupled receptor signaling pathway. Gene Ontology annotation, molecular function: odorant binding; G protein-coupled receptor activity; olfactory receptor activity. The record is from RefSeq and is a predicted model, not a curated record. NCBI's taxonomy places the organism in Eukaryota, Metazoa, Chordata, Amphibia, Anura, Ranidae.
ACGGAAUUUCCUAUGUAUACCCCUUUCUAAUAUUAUCUGAUCUGAACUGAUCUAAGAGGUUACAGCACUUAAAAUUUAGCACUGAAUAAAUAGGAUUAUUUAUGGAAUAAGGCAAACUAUGUAGAAUAAAGAUAUAUAGAGAUAGAUAGAUAGAUACCUGCAAAAAAAUAUAUUAAAUUAUGGGUUUAAAACAAUAGGCAACCUUGUACAUAACGGAAUGAUUGUUUACAUAUUUUCCACAGAAAGAAGAGAGAAAUACAUUUUUCUCAAGAAAAAGGAAGCACCAGAUGAACAUGUGGAAUAACACAAAACCUUCUUACUUUAUCUUGUUAGGACUAACUAAUGACUCUACCCUUCAGAUCUUCUUGUUUGCUUUAUUUUUACUCUUCUAUAUCAUGACUCUUCUGGCUAAUAUUGGCAUCAUGGCAACCAUCAAAGCAGAUUCUCGACUCCAUACACCCAUGUACUUUUUCAUAAAUAACCUUUCUUUCCUAGAUCUUUGUUAUUCCACUAUAAUAACACCAAAGACCUUAGAAACAUUAUUGUCAGUUACCAAGUCCAUUACUUUUUUUGAGUGUGUCAUGCAGAUGUAUUUGUUUGGUGCUUCUGUUAGUCUUGAGUGUUUUUUGCUAGGGAUAAUGGCCUAUGAUCGCUAUAUUGCUAUUUGUAACCCUCUAUUGUACAUAAUAGUUAUGAACAAGAUGUUCACUAGACAGCUUAUAGGAUUUGCCUACCUUGGAGGGUAUCUCAACGCAACAAUUCAUACCUCCUGUACGUUUCAACUGCCAUUCUGCCGAAGUAACAUAAUAGACCACUUUUAUUGUGAUGUCCCCCCUCUUUUAAAGCUGUCGUGUGUUGAUACUACUAUGAAUGAACUUGUGAUGUUUAUCUUUGGAGGUCUUGCUGAAUUUAGUUCACUCAUAACUAUUGUGGUAUCCUAUAGUUAUAUUAUUUCCACUAUAAUGAAUAUCCAAUCCCAGCAGGGCAGGAAGAAAGCAUUUUCCACUUGUGCAUCUCACCUAAUGACAGUUGGUUUGUUCUAUAGCACCAUCGUCUUCAUGUACAUGCGACCAUCCUCUAGUUACUUUAUGAGCCAGGAUAGAGUGGCUUCAGUAUUUUACACCAUGAUCAUUCCUAUGCUAAACCCACUGAUCUAUAGCUUAAGAAACAAGGAGGUAGCAGGAUCAUUGAGGAAAAUUAGAGAAAAACAUAUAGCAAAAAUAUUAUAGAAUAUAAAAGGUAGCUAUCAAAGCUUUACAGAUUUUUACUUUAUUUUUUAACAAAACAGAUCUUUUGCUCUUUUAAAACAAUAAUAGCCGCCAUAUUAAUUCAUGUAAUCAAACAUGUUUUGUGCACCUGUCCUCUUAAAGCUGUAAAAAAAAGUUUCAACGGUUUAAGUAGAAUUUUUAAAUAUGAAUUUUUAAUCUAAAGUCUU